GUUACAGGUUUGGUACGCAGUCGGCGUCUACUACUCGCCCUUGAUAUGAUUGCGACUACUGGAUAUCACGGGAACUUCAUCAAAAUCUGGGAUGCGAUGACCGCAAACGAGCUGGUGACGACACUCUGCGCUUCGACAGUGACACUUGUAUCUGCUCUAACCCACCACGUUGGCCUCACAGAGAACCGACGGGUCCUUCCGAGUCAGGAGGAUGCCGCACUCUGCAUAUAUUGUCGUGUAACAGUAUAUAAGACAAAAUGUCUUUGUCGGGACCUUGGAUCAUAUUCUCUCUCCCGGACUAAUAACUGUGCAAUGAGACAUAUCCUAGCAGGUUUGGUGCUCUCGACCACGCUUGUUGCCUGUGCGUGGGCUGGGAAACCAACUCAGAUUUAUGGUGUUAAUUUGGGUUCUUGGUUAGUUCUAGAGCCAUGGAUGCUUCCUCAAGAAUGGUUGGACAUGGGUGGACAGUCAUGUAGUGACAGUUGUUGGACAUGCAUUUCAACUGAGUCAUCAUUUGCAAAGGCGUACCCCGACACUGUUGACACUAAAUUCGCUCAACACUGGGACACCUGGUUUACGCAGGACGAUGUCAACACACUGAAGGCAGCUGGUAUCAAUGCCGUCAGGGUUCCUCUGGGAUAUUGGAUUGUGGAGGCUUUGGUCGAUAGGUCGCACGAAUCAUACCCUCGGGGCGGUCUUAAUUAUCUGCGUCGGGGCUUGGGCUGGCUGAAAGAUGCUGGGAUCCAAGCGAUCCUGGAUCAUCAUGCAGCACCCGGGGUUCAAUCGCCUGACCAAAUGUGGACCGGAAAUUGUACUACCGAUGUUCAAUUCUACACUCCAUACAACUACCACCGUGCACUGGUGUGGACAGCGGUCAUGACUGCGCUUUCUCACCUGGACCCUAAUUUUGGGAGUGUCUUUGCGAUCGAGGCAGUCAACGAACCCAUUAUGGACGCGGCUUUGACACCUGGCUAUGGCACCUUCCAAAAGAACUUCGUCCAGGUAAUGCGUGCAGUUGAGCUCACACUCGGAAUAUCUGUGCCGUCAUCUAGUUUAUCGUUAUCGGCAUCAGUGUCCAUCUCGAACAACUUCACCGCUGCAUUGAGUUCGACAUCUUCAGCAACCAUAUUCUCGGCGGAGGUGCAAGCGGCACUUUUUGACGCCGUUCCAAUUUUACUAGAAAUUGGAGCAGCGUGCGGUUUGCAAACCAUAUUCGAAGCAUCACCCUUCAAACGGUCCCGUGAUUCAUUGGUGGCGAACUUUAUGGAUGUGAACUGGCAGUACGACAACCCUUCUAACCCAGCUGACGCGGCGAUUGGCCCUCAAGCUUAUGACAACCAUUUGUAUUACUCGUUUGGCGGAGUUGCGGCUGCUGACCCAACGUCUUACAUGAUUAGCAUCUGCAAUCUUUCACGCAUCCAGGCUGACGCAGCGGUCGGCGACUCUCCGCUCUGGUUCGGAGAAUGGGGACUUUCGACACAGUUUAAUGCCACGGACGAGUUCCUCUACAAGUGGGCUGACGCACAGAAGUUGGCCUAUAGUAAAGGUGCUGGUUGGAUUUUCUGGAACUUCAAAACUGAAAUAUCAGGCCUUACCAAUGGGAGUGCCCUUGCAAGGCAAUGGUCUUACCUUGAGGGGCUGAAACUCGGAUUCCUGACCCAGGACCCCGCGGCGCUCCACGAUCCGAACGUGUGCGUUCCAUACAUGAACGAUACCGCUAAUAGCACUAGUUCAUGAUUUGCGUUCUUGGUGACUAAGUAAGCGUACCUAUAUCUUAUCCCUGCUGACCCACAUUCUUUUGUCGACGUUCCUUACUGAUUCCUCUGUAACUGCCUCCGGAGCCAACUUAUUCCUAGGCUUGCUAUUCUAACAAAAUUAGGCACCAUAAAUAGAUAACACGUUGAAUAUAUCUAAACUAACUCAUA
Messenger RNA from Suillus subalutaceus, 1925 nucleotides. RefSeq names its product glycoside hydrolase family 5 protein. Gene Ontology annotation, molecular function: beta-glucosidase activity. NCBI's taxonomy places the organism in Eukaryota, Fungi, Basidiomycota, Agaricomycetes, Boletales, Suillaceae. Gene Ontology annotation, biological process: glucan catabolic process. Gene Ontology annotation, cellular component: cell surface; extracellular region. The transcript has 16 exons. The record is from RefSeq and is a predicted model, not a curated record. Bases 46 to 1737 code for a protein of 563 amino acids.